Messenger RNA from Hibiscus syriacus, 1519 nucleotides. Its product is annotated as alpha-1,3-arabinosyltransferase XAT3-like. The transcript has 3 exons. NCBI's taxonomy places the organism in Eukaryota, Viridiplantae, Streptophyta, Magnoliopsida, Malvales, Malvaceae. Bases 70 to 1455 code for a protein of 461 amino acids. Gene Ontology annotation, molecular function: glycosyltransferase activity. The record is from RefSeq and is a predicted model, not a curated record.
GGUUUUUCAAAGACAUUUAUUACAAUCAAAUAGGGUCUCUCUCUCUUUUUCUUUGCAGGUUGAAAGGAGAUGGAGAAGGAAUCGAAAAGGCUGGUGAAUUGUGCAACUUUAGCUACCUGUUUGGUGUUAAUUGUUCUGGUUUAUUCUACACUUUUUCAAUCUAAUGACACCAUAAACUUGGCUGACUUGAAACUCCAUGGAAAUGAAGGGGGAUACAGAUUAUCAGAUUCAAGGAUCAUUGCUGAUGCAGUUGAUCCUAAAGAAUUUCUGCUAAGAAGGCUUGUUAGAGGAGAUGAUCGAGUUCAGUUCGAGUCCAGUGGAUUUUCAUGCCACACUGAUGUUCAUUCAGAGGUAUUCAUAGCAAAUAAACCAGUAAGGAUCUUCAACAAAGGGUUGACAGUUUAUGUGCCAUAUGAUCAUCAACCACAAGUCACGAGAACUGUUAAGCCAUAUGCAAGGAAAGAAGACGAAACUGCCAUGAAACUAGUCUCGCCGGUUCAGAUUGUUCAUGGGAACAGCACAAGUAAUCCGCCACCAGGCUGCAAUAACACCCACAAUGUCACAGCUGUUGUCUUCUCUUCAAAAGGCUUCACAGGAAAUGUUUUUCAUGAGUUCAAUGAGAUUAUCAUCCCUUUGUUCAUUACAACUCGCCAUUUUCGGUCCCGACUAAAGUUUGUAAUCACAGAUUACCAGCUUCAGUGGGCACAAAAGUACAACAGGGUUCUGUCUCACUUGUCUGGUUACGAUGUUAUAAAUCCUGAUGAUGGGAGUGUUCAUUGUUUUCCAGGGGCUGUCAUAGGGCUUAAAUACCAUAACAAUCUAGCCCUCAACAUUACUGAUAUUCCAGGAGGUUAUUCCAUGUUUGAUUUCAAGCACUUCUUGAAAGAAUCAUACAAUCUGAAAAUAGACCAUGUGUCCGGGAUUAAAAAACCGGUGCUGAUGCUUAUAUCGCGAAGCAAAACAAGGCGGUUUCUGAAUGAAGAAGAAAUGAUGGAGAUGAUGGAGGAGCUAGGCUUUCAAGUCACAAGGGCAGAACCUGAGAGGAUGUCGAACUUGGACGAGUUCGCUGAGGUGGUGAACUCAUGUAGUGUCAUGGUUGGAGCCCAUGGUGCCGGUCUAACAAAUGAGAUAUUUUUGCCCACAGGUGCAGUGAUGGUUCAAGUGGUGCCAUUGACACUUGAAUGGGCGGCAACCAAAUACUUUGGUGAACCGGCAAAGGCAAUGGGGCUUCAAUACUUGGAAUACAAGAUCGAACCAGAGGAAAGUUCGUUGUUCGACACUUACGGAAAAGAUCACCCUGUGAUUAGUGAUCCAGAAUCAGUGAUCUCUAAGGGAUACUAUGCACACAGGUCUGUGUAUGUAGAUGGCCAAGAUCUAAAGAUCAAUUUAGAGAGAUUUAAGAAGACCCUUAUUAAAGCUAAGCAAAUUCUUGAAACCUCAACUCCCCAUAAAUAGAAGAAUGCAAAAUUAAUCAGCCUCAAGAUACAGCAAGAGAUUCAGUUUAUAUAAUUCAUUUCCU